Molecule: messenger RNA, 2154 nt
Organism: Menidia menidia (Atlantic silverside)
Lineage: Eukaryota; Metazoa; Chordata; Actinopteri; Atheriniformes; Atherinopsidae
Source: the annotation of a GenBank genome assembly
AUGCCUUACAUCAGCACCACGCCAGCGCGGCUGCUCAACCCCUGCACGGGAAACCAGAACUGCACCAGCCCCUUCAGCUACAAGAACGUCCUGGGGCUGACCGAGAACGGGGACGAGUUCAAUCAGCUGGUCAGUCAGCAGCAGAUCUCAGGGAACCUGGACUCCCCCGAGGGGGGGUUUGAUGCCAUCAUGCAGGUGGCGGUUUGCAAGUCUCAGAUUGGUUGGAGGGACGUGACCCGUCUGCUGGUGUUCUCCACUGAUGCCGGUUUCCAUUUUGCUGGAGACGGAAAACUGGGCGGCAUCGUCCUGCCCAACGACGGGAAAUGCCACCUGGAGAACAACAUGUACACCAUGAGCCACUACUACGACUAUCCCUCCAUCGCCCACCUGGUUCAGAAGCUGAGCGAAAACAACAUCCAGACCAUCUUUGCUGUGACUGAGGAGUUCCAGCCUGUUUACAAGGAGCUGACCAAUCUUAUUCCCAAGUCAGAAGUUGGCACUUUGUCCUCCAACUCCAGCAAUGUGAUCAAUCUCAUUAUUGAUGCCUACAAUGCUUCGGUCGUGGUGUCGUAUGAAAGGAAAAGCUCCAGCGAUCCGCCUCCAGAAUCGGAGGAAACGGCCGAAUCCACUCAGGCUGAGCCCACUCAGGCUGAAUCCACUCAGGAUGAGCCCAUUCAGGAUGAGUCCACUCCAGUGGACCCCGCUCAGCCUCCCCCUGAACCGGAGACCCCGGAAGCACCCGAAGCCUCUGGUUCAGAGGAAGAGGAAACACCAGCUCCCGCAGACCCCCCCGAGGCUUCGGAUGGAGCUCCAGAAGAAGUUUCUUCCUCUCAGGAGGCCGGACAGGUGGAGCCCUCAGAGAUGGAAGAAAACGCAGAUACAGAGGCCGAGUGUGUCUCCGCUGACCCGGGAGAUGAGGACUCCCCAGAGCAGCCGGAGGGGGGCGAGGCCCCGCCCGGGUCAGAACGGGAGUCUGGAAAUCCAGAGGAGGAGGAAUCAGAGGAGGCAGAAGGCGACGCCCCCCCCACUGAGCCGGAGGCUGAUGAGGAAACGGGGGAGUCGCCCCCCCCAGAGGACCAAACCGAACCUCACACAGAAGGAGAAGCAGCUCCGGCCUCAGAGGUGCAGGAACAGCCCGACGACUCCUUAAUGCUCAACAUCCAGGCUGAGCAGGAGCCCGCCGAGCCCCAGAGUGCCAAGAAAAAGAAGAAGAAGAAGAAGAACAAAAAACAAGCCGAGACUCCGACGGCCGACCCUUCGAGCCCGGAGGACCCGGUCAGCGACACUCCUUCCGGCAAGAAGAAGAAAAGGCAGAAAAAGAAAGUCGAGGAGCUGCCCACAGAGGAGGAAAAGAAGCUGGAGGAGGAGGAAAAGAAGAUGGAGGAGGUGCCAGAGGAGGAGUCUCAAUUAGCUCAACUAGAGAAGAAGAAAAAGGCCAAGAAAAGGAAAAGGGAGAAGGAGGAGGUGGAGGAGAAGGAGGAGGAAGCUCCAGAAACCAAAAUCAAGAAAAAGAAGAAGCUCAAAGAUGAGGAGGAGCUGGAGGAGAAUCCAGAGAUAACGGAGGAGAAGACGACAAAGAAGAAGAAAAAGAGGAAGAGGCAGAAGGAGGUGCAGUCUGCAGAGCCGCCAGCAGAGGGCGACGGCGCGGACGCCACAGUCAAAAAGAGACACCGGCUCAGGAAGAAGCUCAGCCUGAGGAAGAGAUUACGACUCCUGAAGAAAGAGGACAUGAUGAUGAGGAGGACGAAGAGCAGCAGCAGCCUCCCAGCAGGGAAAAAGAAACAAAAACAGAUCCAGGACGAAACAGAAAAGACGACACAACCAAAACCGGCCCAAAGAGAACCAGCCGACCUCGUCCAGGAAGGGGACACCCCCAAGAAGAAGAAAAAGCUGAAAGUCAGCACGGAGCAGGAGGAGAAUUCAUCAAAGGAAAACCAGCCUCCGAAAGCAAAGAAGAAGAAGACGGCCCCGAGCGCCGAGCCCCCCGAGGAGGACUCAGCUGCCAGCUGCCGCCGAACCAAAGAAGAACAGAUCAGAGGGUGGAGGACUGGAGGAGAUGGAGUCUGCUGCCCCUCCAGCUGUUUCUGUGAAAAAGAGAAAGUCCUCAAAGAAGAAGACGACCUGAGCCAUAUUCGGGAGUUUGAUCUGGUCUGA